UGCAAGCAGAAAAACAACGUUCGCGUUAUGAUUCGGGUUGCUUUGCUGGCUGCUUAUUACUGGUUGUUACAUUCCACGAGCCCCUCAUUUCUUAACUGAAAACUAUUACUCCAGCAACUCAAACUCCACACAUCACAACACAUUCUUUCCCUUUCUCGCAUUUCACUGCAACAAUUAAUCAAACACUUUAACUACAUUUGUUUUUUUAGUCUCUUCAACCACGUCCAACAAGUUUCCAAGGAGAAGGAUCCACCAUUCCCAACGAGGGUAAAUAAAUUGGACUUCAUAUAUGGUGGAUGGGUUGCUUUGUGAAUGUUGAGGGGUAAAAUACCCGAGGCUUAUCAUCUUUAAGAAAUAUAUGAAAAUGUCUCCUGCUAGCAGGGCGGAUAAGAAGGCAGCUGCAGAUGCAGCCGCUUGGAUGUUCAAUGUUGUCACUUCUGUUGGGAUUAUCAUUGUCAAUAAAGCAUUAAUGGCUACAUAUGGCUUUAGUUUUGCUACAACAUUAACUGGUUUGCAUUUUGCUACAACCACCUUGAUGACAUCUGUUCUUAAGUGGAUGGGAUACAUCCAACCCUCUCAUCUACCCUUCCCAGAACUUCUGAAGUUCAUUAUAUUUGCAAACUUUUCCAUUGUUGGAAUGAACGUUAGUCUGAUGUGGAACUCAGUGGGCUUUUAUCAGAUAGCAAAAUUGAGUAUGAUCCCUGUAUCAUGCCUUUUGGAAGUUGUAUUGGACAAAAUUCGAUACUCCAGAGACACAAAGCUAAGCAUAUCAGUUGUUCUACUGGGUGUUGGCGUUUGCACAGUCACGGAUGUGAGUGUCAACGCCAGAGGCUUCAUAGCUGCCUUUAUUGCAGUCUGGAGCACAGCUAUGCAACAGUAUUAUGUACACCACCUUCAACGGAAGUAUUCGCUAAGUUCUUUCAAUCUAUUGGGACAUACUGCUCCUGCCCAGGCUGCAACACUCCUCCUGGUCGGCCCAUUUCUUGAUUAUUGGUUAACAGGCAAAAGAAUCGACGCCUAUGACUAUCAAACAGCUUCAGUGGUAUUCAUAAUUCUAUCAUGCACGAUUGCAGUAGGGACGAACCUCAGCCAGUUCAUCUGCAUCGGCAGAUUCACAGCCGUAUCAUUUCAAGUACUCGGUCAUAUGAAGACGAUCCUCGUGUUGGUCAUGGGGUUCUUCUUCUUCGGAAAAGAAGGUCUCAAUCUGCAUGUAGUUCUGGGUAUGAUCAUUGCCGUAAUGGGAAUGAUCUGGUACAACAACGCCUCAACGAAGCCCGGUGGAAAGGAGCGCCGCAGCCACUCGCUUCCAAUAACCAAACAACAAAAAGCGGAUUAUUCCGCUGAACAUGAUGGGAAAGUCUAAUUAUUUAUAUACAGAAAGAUAACUUGAGCAUACAAAGGUAGCUGAUUUCAGGAAAUUAUUAUUAUU
Molecule: messenger RNA, 1429 nt
Organism: Pistacia vera
Lineage: Eukaryota; Viridiplantae; Streptophyta; Magnoliopsida; Sapindales; Anacardiaceae
Product: UDP-rhamnose/UDP-galactose transporter 6
Exons: 6
Coding region: 359-1363 (334 amino acids)
Cellular component (GO): Golgi apparatus
Molecular function (GO): UDP-galactose transmembrane transporter activity; antiporter activity
Source: RefSeq, a predicted model, not a curated record